This is a messenger RNA of Penicillium coprophilum, 672 nucleotides long. RefSeq lists its product as uncharacterized. The record is from RefSeq and is a predicted model, not a curated record. The transcript has 2 exons. NCBI's taxonomy places the organism in Eukaryota, Fungi, Ascomycota, Eurotiomycetes, Eurotiales, Aspergillaceae. The coding region runs from base 1 to 672 and encodes 223 amino acids.
AUGGAAGCUUCCCGCCAACCCUCCUCCAUCCCACCAGCCAAUCCCCCCAGCGUGGAAAUCGCCUACAAGCGCAAAUGCAUAGCGCUGAAGAAGCGCCUCGCAGAAGUCGAAGCUGAAAAUGAAAUCAUGCGCACCCGCAACCGCCGCGGCUCCCAAUACAUCAAAAAAAUGCGCCUGGAAACCUGCAUGCUCCUCGAGCGUCUGACAAAGGUCACCGGCAUGGCCGACGAGGCAAAGACCGGAGCCGCAAACCCGGAACUACGUGCCCGCGCUGCUGCCAUGAUGAAUACUGGUGCACAGGGUGGAGUUGGUGCACUUCUGGAAGAUGAUACCGAGGGUAGCUCUGAUGAGCAGCCGCGCACGCCGGAGGAACGUCCCCUACGCGUUAAGCGCUCCCGCAAAUCCAACGCCGCUGGUAUCGAUGGCCAGGAUGAGGAUCUGCCCGCUCAUGAUGGCCAUCCCGAACCUGCAGAUCCCACUGGUGCAGCCCUGCCCCGUCUUGCGCCAGCUCCUACACAAGAGUCUCUUACUCACUCUUUCCGUGUGCAGACAGGUAGUGGUGGAUCUGCUGAUCAGACUCCUGCUGCCGCUGAGCCUGGUCCUGAGUCUGGGACUACGCCGAUGGAUAUGGAUAAGGAGGAGGCUAAAGCGCCUAAGGUUGAACAGGCUUAG